Molecule: messenger RNA, 3253 nt
Organism: Neurospora tetraspora
Lineage: Eukaryota; Fungi; Ascomycota; Sordariomycetes; Sordariales; Sordariaceae
Exons: 3
Coding region: 267-3005 (912 amino acids)
Biological process (GO): regulation of transcription by RNA polymerase II
Cellular component (GO): nucleus
Molecular function (GO): DNA-binding transcription factor activity, RNA polymerase II-specific; RNA polymerase II cis-regulatory region sequence-specific DNA binding
Source: RefSeq, a predicted model, not a curated record
GGCCCUCCCGUCCAGCAUCAUCGCAUCGCCUUGCACGGGGCAUCCAGACAUCAUCCAGACAUCAUUCCACCUCGUUGCCGUCCUGAGCACAAGCGCUACAUCGUCUGGCUUGCGCUGCGUGAGGUAAGGCUGUCUAGGAACCACACCUUCCAUCUAAUACACCCCCGUCUGGCCCAGCCCUCUGCGCAAAUACGAUCGCGACGGCGGCGACGACGACGACGACGACGACGACGACUCCCUCUACUCCAUCGCUACCAUAACCAACAAUGAUGUCCAAUCCUCCUCUGUCCGGCGUCGCUCGCCCGCGACAGCGACUACAUCGGCGUCAAAACUCGACUCCAUCCGCCUUCGAGGCUGUCAAGAUCGCUCCCUUGCCGACCUUCCCACAACAACAACAACAACAACAACAACAACAACAACAACAACGCCCGCACAUGUCCCAUCGACGAGGCCUCAGCCUGGAUACCAGGCGUCACCCUCUCAUGUCUUCAACGGUCACAACCACAUCCCAGCAAGACUACUCAUCCCUCGCCAGCACGACGGGCCCAGAUACGGGAAUACCCACGAGUCUGCCAGCGGCACCACAGGAUAUGCUAGCACAGCAGCAACACCAGGCGCACCUCAUAGCACGCCCUGCCUCUAGCCAAACCGACUACAGUGAUCUGUCGAGUGACAGCGGCGACUCGUUUCUACUAUCGCCCCAUGGCACACCACAUCAACGAAACCACUUCAUGGAUGGAUUGGCCUCGCAGGGCCCGAUACCCGAACUGUCCCUGUCCUACGAUACCUACAUGGAUUCCAACUUUGACGCCAUGAUGAAGAGGAACCAGGCCAACUAUGACAACAACAACAAUGUCAUGGCCUCAUCAUCGUCUGCCAACCCAAAUUUUGACUUCUUUGCCUCGGACACGGCGCUCUCUACUCCAAACUUUAUGAGCUUUCCGGACCAAAGCCCCGCGGGGACGGGACAAGGAGGCUGGAUAUCGGAGGGCGAGGCAUCCAACACCCAGUUGCGCCGAGCGUCAAGGCGGGUAAGCGGUGGAUUAAACAAUAGCCUCAUAGACAAAGUUGCAAAGUACGAGCCUAUGGCAAAUGGGCAGAGACCAGCAACACCUCCCACGCACAAUGCCGCCGGAUUCUAUCCCCCGACACCAAUGGAAACACCACACGAUCGCUUCAUGAAGCAACAAGCAACACAGCAGCAACAGCAACAGCAACAAACACUAAGGCCCAGCAGGUUUGCAGACGAUUACGACGAGUCGAUGGAGGAGACACUCAAACCUAUACGAGGGCACCGGAGCAAUCGCAACUCGGGCAUUUUCCAAGAACUGCGUCAGCAGGCGGAAGCUAUGGCUGCUGCUGCACCUGCAACGUCCCAAGCCGACAGCAUGCCCACGACAUUCCAAUCGCACGCGCUUCCUGCACCUCAAGACGAAGAUUUGUUGAGGAUCCACUCUGAGUUCAUCAAGUUGGAGCACGGGUUCACUUUCCCUGACAUGGGGUCGCAGAUGGGAUCGCAGAUGUCAGGACUUGGGGGGAUGAGCCCUUUCGACAACAAGCCAGACCUUGGACCGCCAUCAGAAUACGGCGAUGCCGAUCCGCAGGCCUCCAGUCGCCAGAGUUCAGUUUCUCCCUCACGCCGUGGCUCGCCGCACCGACGAACCGACUCGAUUGCCUCCAUUGCCAGCGCUGCCAGCAUUGCUAGCAUCAACAUCGAAGAGACCAAGACUGAAACAGGGGUGACUCUCGACGACAUUGCCCAGUACAUUGAAGGUCCCGACCCCGCAGACGGCAAAUGGGUAUGCACAUACGAAGACUGUCGAAAACGCUUUGGCCGCAAGGAAAACAUCAAGAGCCACGUACAAACGCACCUCAACGACAGGCAAUACCAAUGUCCAACCUGCAAAAAGUGCUUCGUGCGCCAACACGACCUCAAACGCCACGCCAAGAUCCACACGGGCAUCAAGCCAUACCCAUGCGAAUGCGGCAACAGCUUCGCGCGGCAUGAUGCACUCACACGGCAUCGGCAGCGUGGCAUGUGCGUCGGUGCUUUUGACGGCAUCGUGCGCAAGGUGGUCAAGCGUGGCCGACCACGGAAGAACAGGCCGGAUAUGGAAGAAAGAAAAGAUAAGAGCGAUCGCACGAGAGAUCGGUCACGGAGCCAUCAUUCCACCAGUAGCUCCGUCAGUAGCUUUUCUGGCUAUUCGGAUAGCUCGGUGCCCAACUCCCCCGGGAACGACUAUGAUCAUAUAAUCGACGAUGAACAGUUUCCUGGCUUGCUGGACAUGCCAAUGGGGAAUGUACCAAAUCUGCCGCCGAGCAUCGUAUCCGGCCAUGCGGGGCAUGGGCAUGGUGCGAUGCCCAGUUCAUCGACGAUGAACCCGGCUGCAGCCACUAUGUCGGUAUCGGCAGUGUCUUCAGCGCCAAUGCCGAGCUUCGAUCCGAGGGUUAAUGAAGUCAUGAACGUGGACUCGCCGGCAUCAAGAAAUUACGCCAAUUCCCCUUCGGCCGUGAGUAACUAUAGUCAUGCUAGCCAUCCGUCGAUAUCAAUUACCGAACAUAACGGACCGGGACCGGAUUUUGGGCUUCCAGGAUCGCACAAUGCUGCAUCGCCAGCCAAGAGCGCUGUGAGCCACUAUACGCCGCCAGAGCUAUCGAGUAGCUCGUCACCGCCUACGCAUACCCAGCAGCAACAAGGCAGUCAGGGACCGACGUACUAUGAUAUGGAUCCUAGCCAUGGUGGCAUGUCGAACAUUCCAGGUCCCGCCACAAGCAUGGGGAUGGGCGCGGCGGUCGGUCCCACAGACGUCGAUCCAACGAACAUGCUUCUGCAUGGGUAUGAGCAUCAAAUGGAUCAGAACAUGAUGCUCGGAAACUUGGACGGUAUGGCCAAAUUCGAGGUUAUGGAGGGGUACGAUCCAGCGGCGGAAGUGAAUAUGUUUGGGGAUGCCCACGAAGGGGAUGGGAGUGGUCACGGUGGGGGUAAUAUGUACUUUGGGUCGUGAGAUGAGUGAGCCAGAAGUGGUGGCUUUGGGUUGAUGAUUCUUUUGCAUCUUUGUUUAUGGUUUGGGUUUUUGUUUGCGCUUUUUUGUUCUCUUUUGGGUUCACUUCGUUUGGAAAGGCUAACUUAAUGACUGGACAUCUACCUACCCUCUUCUGAUCGGUAGAAGAGGCCUAAUGCACACCGCAGGUUAUUAAUGGGAUGGCAACAAGCGCCAGACCGGCGACGGUCCAAGGCGCCUUGGGGGGCUUU